CAGAGAUAUAAAGAGAUAAAAGGGUUAAAGGAGAUGGUAGACACUUUAGGGCACAGAUAAGCUAUCUUCACAAAACCUCAGAAAAAGUCAUAACAGGAAGCACCAACUGGACUGGACUGCGACAUUGUUACUGGUUCGUAAAUGAAGGAUCUGCGUAAAGGUGAUGGCGAAGCAGGGAUAGGAAGUGUGACUUCCGCAAUCACUAACCGCAACGUGUCUGUCCCCUUCCUGUUACUAGGAUCUUAUUUUGUUUCCAGUUUAUGUGAAUAGACGGUACAGGCUUCAAAGUCACUGUAGUGUGUUGCAGUGCAGGACAUAGGACGUGGUGACUUACUUAGUAUAUUGUGCAAGUAGAUUGCAGAAGAAGCAGCAAACAAGGGAUGCAAGGGAUCUCAGACAAUUAUUUGAUGCACAAGGAAUAUGAAUCAUGAAGAAUUGGAGAAGAUAUUAAAUAAUGAAAAGGGAACAUAAAGACAUAACCGAUCUAGAGAUCAAAAGAUAUAAAACACACCAACAGGCAAACCUGGAUGGAGAAUUAUUGGUAACCAGAUAGUGGUAAAUAAGAGUUUUUGUAUCAAGUGAUCACAAAUGGGGAGCAGAGACACAGCAAGAUAUUUAUUGCCAUUGUCAGGGUCACCUACCAAAGCCAAAGGAGUCCAGUUAUUAAUGGAGGACUAUGAAAACGGAAACACAAUGGGUCAGACAAAGGAGACUACAAUCACUUCACAAAGCAGAGAUGAGCUAUUCGAACAAAUUAAAAACUUACAGAACGAGAUAACAGAAAUUAUGGACGAUAUAGAUGACUUUGAGCGCCUGCAGUUAAGUCAAAAAAAGCAGAGAGACAAUGAAUUGCUCAGUGCAAGCAGGAAGUUUAACAUGGAUCCAGAAAAGGGAAUCCAGUUGCUUAUUACAAAGAAGUUUGUGGAAAAAGAUCCAGAACAAAUCGCAAGCUUCCUAUAUAAUGGUGCAGGACUGAGCAAGGCUGCCAUAGGGGUAUACCUCGGACAAAGGGAGUCACUGAAUAUCCAGGUUCUGAAGGCUUUCGUGAAAUGUCACAACUUGGAGAAACUCAGUCUUGUAGAUGCUUUGAGGCGAUUUCUUGGUAGCUUUCGGUUACCAGGUGAAGCACAGAAGAUUGACCGUAUAAUGGAGACUUUCUCAGCCCAUUACUGCCAAUGUAACCUGGACACCUUCAAGUCCACAGACAGCUGCUAUAUUGUUUCCUUCUCGCUGAUCAUCUUAAACACCAGUUUACACAACCCAAGUGUGAAGGACAAGCCCGACCUACAGCACUUCAUUUCUUUGCAUAGAGGCGUCCAUCCAGGUGGAGAUCUGCCCACAGACCUGCUUACCGACAUGUAUGAAAGCCUGAAAAAGGAGCCAUUUCAGCUUCCUGAAGAUGAAGAUUCAUGGGAACUUAGACUUGCCUUCCAAAAACCACAACGGGAGGGCUGGCUUCUUAAAAUGGGAGGCCGCGUGAAGACCUGGAAGAAGCGAUGGUUCAUUCUCAAGGACAACUGUCUCUAUUACUUUGAAUACACAACGGAUAAAGACCCACUUGGAAUAAUUCCUCUAGAAAAUCUAUGUGUUGAGUUAGCAGAAGACCCUAAGAAGCCGCACUGCUUCGACCUUCAUGCAAGAGGGCAAACUAUCAAAGCAUGCAAGACCCAAGCAGAUGGGAAAAAAGUGCAAGGAAACCACCAAUCCUAUCGAUUGUCCGCUGCAAAUCAUGAAGAAAGAGAGAGUUGGAUUCAGAGUCUUAAAUCCAGUAUGUCUUGGGACCCUUUCUAUGACACUCUUACCAUCCAGAAGAAGAUUUCAGCCAUCAAAAAUGGUCACUGACGAAGCGAAAGCAUAAGUUGUAUAUAAAUAAACAUCACAUGAACUCUGCAGCCAAGAUUUGAUUCCACGCAGUAUUAUCGGUGGUUGAAUACUUGGAUCUGUUUUUAUUUACUUACAAUUUGUGGUUUUUGUUCCUGUUUAACAUGACCAAGGCACCUCAAAAAUUUCACAUUUUGCUAGCAAUAUAUCGGCACUCAGAGCUGAAAAAUACAUUACGAUAAGUUUUCUAUCGAAACCUCCAAAUCAAGGAAGUCCACCUGGAAGCCUUACAGACAAGAUAUAUUCCUAACUCUCUUAAUAUACUGUACUUUGAUGUAUGAUGUCAAGCUUACACAAAAGGGUAUACCCAACCCAUAAGUAUCAUGGGCAAAUGCAACAUAGACUGUCACAAAACAUAAGAAGAUAUAGCAGAACAAGGUCAACAUUGGAGGACAAGGUCCUUGGACCAAACAUUUGGUGGAAAUACAAGGCAAUAUCCCCGAUUUUGAUAAGACAAACUCACAAACUUGGAUAGGAAGGGGCAAAGUUUAUGCUAGCCCCAUCCCAAGUGGACAAGCCUAGGUGUUUUGGGGGUAUUCCUAGGGUGGAAUGUAAAUAUCCCAAUUUUGGCUUAUUAAAAGUUUGAAAAGUAUAGUAAGACUCAAUUAAGCCUUAUCAUCUUGUAACACAAUUUGCUAUACACAUGUUUAUUCCCUUAGUGUGUAUUGGAACUAAACCAAAAAAGGGAGGAAAAA
Messenger RNA from Hyla sarda, 2576 nucleotides. RefSeq names its product cytohesin 4 (gene CYTH4). Bases 589 to 1842 code for a protein of 417 amino acids. Gene Ontology annotation, molecular function: guanyl-nucleotide exchange factor activity. Gene Ontology annotation, biological process: regulation of ARF protein signal transduction. Lineage: Eukaryota; Metazoa; Chordata; Amphibia; Anura; Hylidae. The record is from RefSeq and is a predicted model, not a curated record. The transcript has 13 exons.